AUGUUCAUAAACAGAAGUGCUGAGAGAAGGAGUUGUCUUCAGCCCCUUCAAAGAAUCAUUGAGAAAUUUACAGCAGACGUGGUGGAAGUUUGUAUGAAUUCUCAACUCAGCAUUAAAUGUCUGCAAGAAAGACUUUCAAGAUUUGGACCCUCAGACCAACCACCAGAGAUUUCACUGCAGACUCACAGGGUAACUGCUACACAGAAGCAAAACCUUAGGCUUCUCACUGGGAAGAUGUCUGGGAUAAAAGACAUCUCAGCAGAGAGAGGCCCAGAGAUCGCAGCCAUUCCAACCAUCCUCGGGCUUCAGACGUAUGAGCGAGGUCAUUAUGUACCCUCCAACCCCCAUCAAGUCAUCCAGUCCAUUCCGGUUUUCCAGCUUCAGCUACCAGCACCAUCAUUCUCACUGCUGUGGGAGGACCAAAUGUGUGGUCCCCUGUCCCACAUUGGGCCUCUCACCCCCAUCCAGAAUCAAGGUCUCCUUGCCCUGUGCAUGGUGCCAGCCUUGUGGGACUUGGAGCCACACAGCAGGUCGUCUUGGAAAUGCUCCCUGCUCAGCACUGCCAGUCUCUCAGCUCUCUCUGCCAAGGCACCGAAACCCAUGGUUUCUAUUGAAGACAGACAGGCAGGCUCUUCCCUGUCAUCCCUAACCAGGCUGUGA
Messenger RNA from Rangifer tarandus platyrhynchus (Svalbard reindeer), 660 nucleotides. Lineage: Eukaryota; Metazoa; Chordata; Mammalia; Artiodactyla; Cervidae. The record is from the annotation of a GenBank genome assembly.